AUGGUGCCCUCAGAUCCAUUUCGCAAUUGCGCAGCUGAAGGGCGUCUACCCAAUUUGGACUCCAGAGUGGCGAAGCGUGUCCCGGGACUCACAUCGCCGGAAGUGGGAUUGGAUGAAUCGAAGGGGGCCCCGAGAAGGAACGGCAGCACCAUGGGUCUUGUGUUGCGUAAGCUCGCUGUUAUCUGCGCCUUGUUUUUCUUGCUUCAGAACCGCCCUCAACUGGACAGAAAGGACCCAAGCGAUCUACGGGAGAAGGAAUCAUACUGGAGACAGCUGUCCCAGCAUAAGACAGAUAAAAGGGAAGAAAAUGUAAGCGUGAGCAAGGAAGGGUUGGACAGACUAUGGAAGGAAGAAAUAACUAAAUGGAAAGCGGACAUGUACGAACUAAAUAAAGAGACCUUCUGGGAAUUCAAAAAGGUGUGCCUAAUUAACAAUGUAAACUUCAAUUGGGAAAAUGAAUUCUGGGCAAAAUUCAGAAACCAAGUGAGUAGAAAUAUUUACACAAAGGAACAGAAGGAUUACGAGGAUUUUUCAAACUUAAAGAGUAAUAAACCAACAGAAAAGGAAAUAAAGGACUUUAUUAUGUCCAAGAGAAAAUCCUUCGAUAUAUUUUGUGAUUUCCUGAGAAAUGAAAGGUCGUCACUGAUCGAUCACGUCCUUAAGGAAUGGAUGAAAGAGAGGAGUAUGGUUUUGGACAAAAUGGGGCACAAGAAGUGCAAGAUCCAGAAACUACUAAAGAAAAUACAGAAGAAGAAGAUCGCCAAGUAUUAUUCGUAG
Plasmodium inui San Antonio 1 is the source of this 777-nucleotide messenger RNA. RefSeq lists its product as hypothetical. The coding region runs from base 1 to 777 and encodes 258 amino acids. The record is from RefSeq and is a predicted model, not a curated record. The transcript is spliced from 2 exons. Lineage: Eukaryota; Apicomplexa; Aconoidasida; Haemosporida; Plasmodiidae.